UUUUAGUACAACUUGUAUUUUCAAACUUCUAAAUAAUAAAAGAGGAAAUAUUUUUCCAUAUAUAAAUGUAACGUAACUUUAUGAAACAUAAUUAAGAGUCAAGACUCAAGAGUUAAGAACAAAGCGUGCUUUGUGUCAGGAGAAAGAGCAUAGACAGAAAGAAAGUAUUGGACACCCAGAUCACACAACAUAGGUGACAUAGUUUGAGUUGGUUAAGGUUGUUUGAGGAAGUUCAAGCAGAGAUAAAAGAUCAUAACAUAUUUUGAUUUGUUUUUUGUGAUACCUCAAAGAAAAACAUGGAGUGGCCAGCAUGUACGGAUGAAUAUGAAAAGCUCUUGAUAAGGAUGAGCACACCUAGGGUUGUGAUUGACAAUGCCGUGUGCUCUACUGCUACUCUGGUCAAGGUUAUUAGUGCAAGAAGGAAUGGUAGUCUACUUAAUGCAAUACAAGUACUCAUUGAUCUUAAUCUUUUAAUUAAGAAGGCUUAUAUAUCUUCUGAUGGCAAAUGGUUCAUGGAUGUAUUUCAUGUAACUCAUCAAAACGGAAGCAAGAUAAUCGACGAGAACAUUUUAAAAUAUAUAGAACAGUCGCUUGGGAGCACUCAUAAUGUGAGAACUAAUUGCUCAAACGGUCUCACUGUGCUUGAAUUAUCAGGAACCGAUAGAGUUGGUCUUCUGUCGGAGGUGUUUGCCGUACUUGCUGAUCUUCAAUGUGAUGUUGUUGAAGCAAAGGUGUGGACUCACAAUGGUCGCAUUGCCUCUUUGAUCUAUGUUAAAGACUGCGAUUCUGGAUCCACUAUUGAGGAUUCUCAGAAAAUUAAAAAGAUUGAAGUGCGUUUAAGAAACGUUUUGAAGGGAGACAAUGACAUUAGAAGUGCAAAAACUUCUGUUUCUAUGUCUGUCAUGCAUAGUGAAAGAAGGCUGCAUCAAAUGAUGUUCGCUGAUCGUGACUACGAGAGGACUCCCAUUCUAAAGCUUACUUCCGAUAACACUUUAGUGACAGUCCAGAAUUGGGCAGAAAGGGGUUAUUCAGUUGUUAAUAUUCAAUGCAAGGAUCGAAUCAAACUAUUAUUUGACGUGGUAUGCAAUUUGACAGAUAUGGAGUACGUCGUGUUUCAUGCGACCAUCAACACAAAUAGUAACCAAGCUUACUUGGAGUUUUAUAUAAGACACAAGGAUGGCACCCCAAUUAGUUCAGAACCAGAGCGACAACGCGUAAUUCAAUGUUUAAAAGCUUCUGUGGAGAGAAGGGCAUCUGAGGGUGUUCAACUAAAGUUAUGCACAGAAGACAAGCAAGGACUUCUAGCAGAAGUGAUGCGAACCUUCCGAGAGAAUGGACUUAAUGUUACAAGAGCUGAGAUAUCCACCUUAGAAAACAUGGCUACAAAUGUUUUCUAUGUAACAGACGUGACUGGAAAACCAGCUGAUCCAACAACUAUAGAGUCUGUUAGGCAGAAGAUUGGUUCAAGCAAUUUAGAAGUGAAGGAGUUACCAUUGAUUUAUCAUCAGAAGACAGAGAGAGAGGAUCAAACAGUUGGAAUUGGUGGUGCAGUGUUAUGGUUUAUUGGGAGCCUUGUGAGAAGGAAUCUGUAUAGUUUGGGAUUAAUUAAAUCAUGUUCUUAAUGCAGAUCCUUGUGUACUAUAAUAUUCUUUGCUUAGUAUUUGGGCUUGUGUACAUAAAAAGUUUAGAAUGAUGGAUGUAAUUUGGUGAUAGUUAAUAGUGGUUCUAGUUGGUUUGGUAGGUUGUAAGAUGAAAGUAAUACAGAAUUGGUCUUGGUGGCUGAUAGACAACUUUUAGGUACAGAAUUGGACAGAACAAAUUGGGUUCAUUGUUCAUUUAGGACUUUGGUCAUGUGUACAUACAUACUUAUUUUAUGGUUAUUAAUAUCAAUUUUAUUGGUUGACUGA
Medicago truncatula (barrel medic) is the source of this 1907-nucleotide messenger RNA. RefSeq names its product ACT domain-containing protein ACR8. The transcript has 7 exons. Bases 297 to 1622 code for a protein of 441 amino acids. Lineage: Eukaryota; Viridiplantae; Streptophyta; Magnoliopsida; Fabales; Fabaceae. The record is from RefSeq and is a predicted model, not a curated record.